Messenger RNA from Nicotiana tabacum (common tobacco), 639 nucleotides. RefSeq lists its product as uncharacterized. The record is from RefSeq and is a predicted model, not a curated record. Gene Ontology annotation, cellular component: anaphase-promoting complex. Gene Ontology annotation, biological process: regulation of mitotic cell cycle spindle assembly checkpoint. Lineage: Eukaryota; Viridiplantae; Streptophyta; Magnoliopsida; Solanales; Solanaceae.
AAAAAAGGCCCAAUACAAACUCAAAAGGUGCAUAGAAACAGAGGAGAGUGAGGAAAGCAGGAGUAGAGAGCGGGGAAGAAAGGAAAGGAAAAUGUUGCAGUAUCCAUCGUUCAUGUUACAGUAUCCUUGUUCUACUCGGAUCAUUCCGACAUCGUUUCUGCUACCAGCGCAGUGGCCCCAGCCUCAGAGCGACGAGCUCCUCCUUGCUAUGGAGGAAUCUGAUUUUGAAGAAAAGUGUAAUGAAAUCAGAAAGAUGAACAGCAACUUAGUCGUAAUUGGGAAGACUAACAUAGAUAAUGAUAAAGAAGACUUUGACAAUGAAGCAGACGAUGAUGAUGCAGACAAUGGUGAAGAGUCAGAAGGUGAUGACUUUGAGCAGGAAACUGGUUGACAUGCCUUGAUUAGUUUUCUGUAUCUGUAUGUGCAGUCUAUCUACGGUAAUGCUUCAGGUUCUUAGUCUAGACUCAAGUUUUAAAAUUUUCUGAACAGUAUCUGGAUAUUUUUUGUUCAAGUGUUUUGUAGCCAAGGAGAGAUUCUUUCUGGCAGAAGAAUCAUAUAUGAAGAACUUGAUAUUUGUUUAUGUAUUUUGGAUGAUACAACUACUAAGAUAUUUAAUUUCUACAUUACUUUGAAAGAGGA